Nannospalax galili (Upper Galilee mountains blind mole rat) is the source of this 5315-nucleotide messenger RNA. It is a transcript of the gene Lamc2, whose product is annotated as laminin subunit gamma 2. Gene Ontology annotation, molecular function: extracellular matrix structural constituent. The transcript is spliced from 23 exons. The coding region runs from base 107 to 3682 and encodes 1191 amino acids. Lineage: Eukaryota; Metazoa; Chordata; Mammalia; Rodentia; Spalacidae. The record is from RefSeq and is a predicted model, not a curated record.
AGAAGAGUCGAUAAAACCACCUGACCAAGGAAAAAGGAAGGCACAGGGAGCGCUGAGAAGUUCCAGCCCAGCGCUCGGCAGCACCCUGGGGAGGCUCGGCCCGGCCAUGCCCGCGCUCUGGCUGCGCAGCAGCCUCUGCAUCUGGCUCCUCCUGCCUGCAGCCCGGGCCACCUCCGGGACGGAAGUCUGUCAUUGCAAUGGGAAGUCCAGGCAGUGCAUCUUUGACCAGGAGCUUUUGCGACAGACAGGCAACGGGUUCCGCUGCCUUAAUUGCAAGGACAACACAGAUGGUGUUCGCUGUGAGAGGUGCAAGGAGGGGUUUUACCGGCACCGAGACAGAGACCACUGCCUACCCUGCAAUUGCCACACCACAGGUUCUCUCAGUCCUAGAUGUGACAACUCUGGACAGUGCAGCUGUAAACCAGGUGUGAUAGGACAUAGGUGUGACCGAUGUCUGCCAGGCUUCCAUUUACUCACUGAUGCUGGGUGUACCCGAGACCAAAGAACACUAGAUUCCAAGUGUGACUGUAAUCCAGCUGGUAUCUCUGGGCCCUGUGACUCUGGCCGCUGUGUCUGCAAACCAGCUGUCACCGGAGAACGCUGUGAUAGGUGCCGAUCAGGCUACUAUCAUCUGGACAGUGGAAACCCUGAGGGCUGUACCCAGUGUUUCUGCUACGGGCAUUCGGCCAGCUGCCACAGCUCUGCAGACUUCAGUGUCCACAAGAUCACCUCAACAUUCUAUCAAGAUGUUGAUGGCUGGAAGGCUGUCCAGAGAAAUGGGUCUCCUGCAAAGCUCCACUGGUCACAGCGCCAUCGGGAUGUGUUUAGUUCUGCCCAACGAUCAGACCCAGUCUACUUUGUGGCACCUGCCAGAUUCCUAGGUAAUCAGCAGGUGAGUUAUGGGCAAAGCCUGUCUUUUGACUACCGUGUGGACAGAGGAGGCAGACAUCCAUCUGCCCAUGACGUGAUUCUGGAAGGUGCUGGUCUACAGAUCAGAGCUCCCUUGAUACCACUUGGCAAAACACUUCCCUGUGGAAUCACCAAGACUUACACAUUCAGAUUAAAUGAGCAUCCAAGCAGCCACUGGAGUCCACAGCUGAGUUAUUUUGAGUAUCGAAGGUUACUGCGGAACCUCACAGCCCUCCGGAUCCGAGCUACAUAUGGAGAAUACAGUACAGGGUACCUUGACAAUGUAACCCUGAUUUCAGCCCGCCCUGUCUCAGGAGCCCCAGCACCCUGGGUUGAACACUGUGUAUGCCCUGUUGGGUACAAGGGACAGUUCUGCCAGGAUUGUGCUUCUGGCUACAAAAGAGAUUCAGCAAGACUUGGGCCUUUUGGCACCUGUAUUCCCUGUAAUUGCCAAGGGGGAGGAGCCUGUGAUCCAGACACAGGAGAUUGCUACUCAGGGGAUGAGAAUCCUGAUGUCGAGUGUGCUGAUUGCCCCAUCGGUUUCUACAAUGAUCCACAUGACCCUCGCAGCUGCAAGCCAUGCCCCUGUCACAAUGGGUUCAGCUGCUCAGUGAUGCCUGAGACAGAGGAGGUGGUGUGCAACAACUGCCCCCCUGGAGUCACUGGGGCCCGCUGUGAGCUCUGUGCUGAUGGUUACUUUGGGGACCCCUUUGGGGAACGUGGUCCAGUGAGGCCUUGUCAGCGCUGCCAAUGUAACAACAAUGUGGACCCUAGUGCUUCUGGGAACUGUGACCAGCUGACAGGCAGGUGCUUAAAAUGCAUUCACAACACAGCUGGCAUCUACUGUGACCAGUGCAAAACAGGUUACUUUGGUGACCCAUUGGCUCCCAACCCAGCAGACAAGUGUCGAGCUUGCAACUGCAACCCCAUGGGCUCGGAACCUGGAGAGUGUCAAAGUGACGGCAGCUGUAUUUGCAAGCCAGGCUUUGGUGGUCUCAACUGUGAGCAUGCAGCACUAAUAAGCUGUCCAGCCUGCUACAAUCAAGUGAAGAUUCAGAUGGACCAGUUUACACAGCAGCUUCAGAGCCUGGAGACUCUGAUAUCAAAGGCUCAGGGUAGUGGGGGAGCAGUCCCCAGUGCAGAGCUGGAAAGCAGGAUGCAACAGGCUGAGGAGGCCCUUCGGGACAUUCUGAGAGAAGCCCAAGUUUCAGAAGGUGCUAGGAGAGCCCUUAGUCUCCAGCUGGCCAAGGUGAGAAGCCAAGAGAACAGUUACCAGAACCGUCUGGAAGACCUCAAGAUGACCGUGGAAAAGGUUCAGGCCCUGAGCACUCAGUAUCAGAACCAAGUUCAGGAUACAAGCCGGCUCAUCUCUCAGAUGCGCCUCAGCCUGGAGGAAAGUGAAGCUUCCCUGGGAAACACCAACAUUCCUUCCUCAGAACACUAUGUGGGGCCAAAUGGCUUCAGAAGUCUGGCUCAAGAGGCUACAAGGUUGGCAGACAGCCAUGUUGAGUCAGCCAACAACGUUGAGCAACUAGCAAGGGAGGCUGAGGACUAUUCCAAACAAGCAUUAUCACUGGCCCGGAAGGCUCUGAGUGGAGGAAGCGGAAGCGGCACCCCAGACAGCUCUGUGGUACAAGGGCUUAUGGGAAAAUUAGAGAAAACCAAAUCCCUGGCCCAGCAGUUGUCAAGGGAGGCCAUACAAACUGACAUUGAAACAGACAGAGCUUAUCAGCAUGGUCUCCAUCUUCUGGAUUCAGCAUCUCAGCUUCAGGGAAUCAGUGAUGGAUCCUUUCAGGUGGAAGCAAAGAGGAUCAAACAAAAAGCUGACUCGCUCUCAAAUCUGGUGACCAGACAAAUGGAUGUGUUUACACGUGUGCAAAACAAUCUAGGAAACUGGGAAAAAGAAACCCAGCAGCUCUUACAGAAUGCAAAGAAUGGGAGACAGACAUCGGAUCAGCUGCUUUCCCGUGCCAACCUUGCUAAAAGCAGAGCCCAAGAAGCACUAAGUAUGGGAAAUGCCACUUUUUAUGAAGUUGAGAGCAUCCUGAAGAACCUCAGAGAGUUUGACCUACAGGUCGAAGAUAGAAAAGCAGAGGCCGAAGAGGCCAUGAAGAGACUCUCCUUUAUUAGCCAGAAAGUUGCAGAUGCCAGUGACAAGACCCAGCAGGCAGAAGUGGCCCUGGGGAGUGCUGCUGCUGACGCCCAACGGGCAAAGAACGCGGCUAAGGAGGCCCUAGAGAUCACCAGCGAGAUAGAACAGGAGAUAGGGAGUCUGAACUUGGAAGCAAAUGUGACAGCGGAUGGAGCCUUGGCUAUGGAAAAGGGACUGGCCACUCUAAAGAGCGAGAUGAGAGAGACAGAAGGGGAGCUGGCCAGGAAGGAGCUGGAGUUUGACGCAGAUAAGGACACGGUGCAGCUGGUGAUUACGGAAGCCCAGAGAGCUGAUGCCAAAGCCAAGAGUGCUGGAGUUACAAUCCAAGACACACUCAACACUUUGGACAGCAUCCUACACUUAAUAGACCAGCCAGGUAGCGUGGAUGAAGAGGGGCUGAUCUUACUGGAGCGGGAGCUUUUCCAAGCCAAGACCCAGAUCAACAGUCGACUUCGGCCCCUGAUGUCUGAGCUGGAGGACAGGGCACGUCGACAGAAGAAUCACCUUCAUCUUCUGGAGACAAGUAUAGAUGGGAUUCUGGCUGAUGUGAAGAACCUGGAGAACAUUCAAGACAACCUGCCUCCUGGCUGCUACAACACCCAGGCUCUUGAACAACAGUGAAGCUACAGUAGAGAUUUGUCUGCUGAGGCUCUUUGGAUACAGACCUCAGGGCUCAGGAGCCAUCUCAUGUGGAUGGGAUGGGCUAAGGAUAUUUGAACACAUAAUGGGUGUGUUCAGAUCAAUUGGACCUGACUCCAUCCCUGAGACCCCGGCUAGGUGGAACCUGCACCAGUAUGGUACUGUUUGCUUCCUGAUGCUGGCAAUGAGGCAGAUAGCACUGGGUAUGAGACUGUCCGAGGACCAACUACACCAACAAUUGUCAACCUCAGAGCAGUCAUAACUGAGUCCUGGAAUAUGGAAAGUAUACGUCAGGACAGGGAGUGAAAUCUAAUCACACGGUGGCCAGUAAAGCAUUCUUGCUUCAUGUCGUCCACUACAAGUUUCUUGUUGAGCAGAUUUCCUCCGCUGCCCACCUAGUACAUGAGUAUGUACUCUACUUUCAGACUGGAUGCAGUGAGCAGUUGGAACAGUGAAGGACGUGGCUGUCUGGUUCAUUUGGAGCAAUGGUGCCUGCUGCUGCCCUGUCACUUCUUGUUCUAGGCUUGAGAAUUACAUCCUUUCUCCUAAUGGUGCCGGAACAACUCAGAAACUGUAUUUUUAUUAAAGCAUUUCAUUUCCUACCAGCAAAACAAGCAGUGGGAAAGUAUUUACUUUUAAGUUUCAAAGUGAUAUUAAAAAAUGUAUCUUGGGCAUUGAAAGAAGUGGAAUAUUCUAGAAGAUUUAUUAGUCUUAAACCAAUUCCCUUUUCCAAAAACUAAACUCACAUGCUUCUGUGUAUUUUAUCUUAUUGUCUCUCUCCCUAAAUCAGGGAUGAUACAUCCUUUCAUAUAUCCUUCCAACAUAUAUUUAUUGAGUCCCUACUGUGCGCCAGAGGUGAGUGGGACAGUACUGCCAUCAUCUGCCCUCAUAGAAUUGAUUGUCUAGUGAGGAGGACAAACAUUAAAAAUAAUAAAUUUAAAUUUCCAAGCCUCGUUCAUCACAAAUGGUAUUUAUUGCAGUCACCCUUGGUUUGGAACCUCUUUUCUCAACAGAACAUGUGUUGCAAGACAGUCCCGUGGGGGCUACUUGAGUUAGGGCAAAGCUGAAAUAGUUCUGAGUCUUACACACUUCUCUGUGUUCCAGCUGUCCCUCCACCCCUUCCCACAACACACUGUUGCAACAGACUGUUGAGUCACGGUAAUACCAGUGGGAAUUUCUGAAGGAACCAGAGGCACUUCCACCUCAACUUGGAAGACGUCUGUGCUGUCUCUUUUCUGCAUUUCCUUGUCUUUUCUUGGAUGUGUUUUUAAAUAAAAGAACAAUUGUUAGAUGUUGGGGAUCAGUUUCUGUUUUUAUUAAACUCAGCAUGAGAUGGGAGUGCCAGAACAGUGGAAAUGAAGAUACCAUCCCCAUGAUGGUCCCAAGGCCAGCAUCUUCAAAUUCCUCAGUAGCCUAGCUUUCCAACUAUGAGGGUAUUUCAUAAGAUUUAGAUGAUGCUGUAUCCUAAGCAUAAAAAGUUAUUUCUAAAACAACUCAAACUGAGUGGAGGCUAUAAUUAAUACUCUUGUCUUUUUCAUCUGCUUUAAAAUAAAGGGAAAAUCAGUCGUUUGUGGUACAUAUGUAAUGCCUUUUAAUAAAUUAAAUUUUAAUAAGU